Messenger RNA from Penaeus vannamei (Pacific white shrimp), 726 nucleotides. Lineage: Eukaryota; Metazoa; Arthropoda; Malacostraca; Decapoda; Penaeidae. The record is from RefSeq and is a predicted model, not a curated record.
AGGGGUGAGUAAGUGGAGGGGUAAGUGGUUAGGUGAGUAAGUGGAGGGAUGAGUAAGUGGAGGUGUAGAAAAAAAAACGUGGAGGGGUGAGUAAGUGUGAGUGGAGAAAAGGUGGAGCUUCAGUGGAUUCCAUGAUGUGAGGAAGAUGCGUGGAGGACGACCUGCGAUAAAAGGACACGGGGAAGAGAAAGCCGAGGAUUUUUAAUGAUUCCAAGCCAAGGAUUUUUAAUGAUUCCAAGCGAUGUGUGAUGAAGAUUCUGUGAUAAAGGACACGGGGAAGAGAAAGCCGAGGAUUUUUGAUGAUUCCAAGCCGAGGAUUUUUAAUGAUUCCAAGCCGAGGAUUUUUAAUGAUUCCAAGCCGAGGAUUUUUAAUGAUUCCAAGCCGAGGAUUUUUAAUGAUUCCAAGCGAUGUGUGAUGAAGAUUCUGGCCACACGAUCGGGGAGCAUGGGCGAGGACUCCAGGCAGCCAGGCGAGUGUGGUGCAGGCGCCGUGGUUCCGCCCUUGCUCUCCUUCGCCACUAUAAUGUACCAGUUUGUAUUCAUGACCAAACCCGGUGCUGUCUUGUACCCGUCAUGAACCCUUGCGCAUUGCUCCGGGAAGGAAAACGCGCGUCUUGUUGGCCGUGUCUGCGGAUAUUCGCGCAUAUCGGCGGACAGAUAUUCGCCGAACCGAAGAUUCUUGCUAAUCCGGAAAGACAAUUUGUAGACAAACGUUGAAGAAGAAGA